CAAUCAAGGAGAGUUCCUUGCUCAGCAGAUUGGUAGCCAAGUCAGAAGGCAGCCUGCCGGGUUUCUCCAUUAAUGUGUUUUGGAUCUGACCCUAUCUUGGGGUUUUAAUGAGCUGUGGAUCAAAGCUUCUCCGGCCCCCUCCGUUCUCCUUAAUUCCACCUCCUCGAACCCAAGACAUCUGAGGAGCCAGAGAGGAACGACCAUCCUUAAUCGUGGUCCUUAAGCCUCUUAGCGCGACUCAGCUGCCUCCUCCUGCUCUCCUGUUCCUGGAUUUGGAGCGUUAAAGGCUUGCAGGUUGGCCGCCCGAGGGAGUACACACCACAGCAGUGUGUGUGUUUCUUUCUGUGUGUGUAUUUCCACUAUCGUCAAGGUCAGAGGAGCGAACACAAAGGAGCAUCUGUUUGGGGGGGCCCUUGAGGUCCGGGACGGAGACCGGCGGGAUGUCCCGCGAUGGUGCUCGGAAGCAAAGAAACGUCCAGAAAAAUGUGAACCGUAAUGUGGACCUGUCUGCCGAAAAUCUCAUUAGAGUUUCAGACCCAGCUGCCAGUGGAUCAACCUGUCCUGGAGCAAUCCCGCAAGGCAAAUCACAGUCCGCAUCUUUAGGAAAGAAAGCUGACAAACCACACCACACGAGCCGAGUCCAGACCAACUUCUCUUGUCCGGACUGGCUUUUAGGAGAUCUCUCCAGCCCUUCUCCCUCCCAGAAGCAAAGCAACCUCGCAUGCAAGCUGCAGAGGCAUGGAUCGGAAAACGGGUCACGGAUCGCCGGCCCUCCCCUUCUUCCUGCUGGACUCUGCUCACACUCGGGCCAGCCGGGUUUGAAGAGAGACCCCCUGAAAAAACUGCCCUGUCGACAUCACACUGCUCGGCGUACCUGCCCUUCUUCCUCCGAGGUCCGAAUACAAGGCAAGGACCCCCAGGCGCUGAAACAAUCACAGGGUCCUACUUCUGUGCCAAGAAGAAGGGGUGGAAAUCUUUACAGCCAGGGAGGUGCCUCCUUUCCAUCCCAGCGGUCAGAGGUAUCAUCCUUUCCACACCACCCUCAUCCUUCUGUUUGGUGUCCCGAAAGAAACGCGGAUCCUUCCCCGGCCCUUACCGUAGACCAUCUGGACACUUCUCCUCCAUCGGAGAGGCGUCCUUCUUCGGCAGCGUUCCAGGCCCUCCUGCGGUCCUCUCAAACCUCUGCCGAGCUUCACGGUUCCCUCCGGCGGCUGGAGGAGCAACUCGCCAUGGGGGCCUUAGGGUCUUCCCCCUGGGAAUCUAAAUCUCCCCGGCCUUACAGAUCAAGGAGCAACCCCCGGGCAUCCACCUUGGGGACGCCGAGCCUGGCGGAGUGGCUGGCCGAGGAGCAGAGUUACGCGAAGCACGCCAGGGCGAAAUGGCACCCCUCCUUCCGUGGUGACUGGAGGCCCGGCCCUACGAGCGACGGAACUGGAGAUCAUGACGGCGCCUCCUUUCUGACCGGGUUCAACGACUUUGGGUUGUACGCAUCCUCCGUGGACCCUCGGGACGGCUCUCCUUCGGCAGGUUUCUACAGCCAGGUUGGGGCCACCUCGUUGGGUCAAGGAGAAGACCUUGCCUCCAGCCGUUCCGUUCUUUUCGAACCCGGCUCGCGACCCCGUUGGGCCCUAGAAAGGAAGAGAACCUGGAGCGACCCCAAGGAAAGGGGGCUGGAUGACCCUUCUGCUGGGACCUCCUGUCCCUCCAAGGGAGGUCCUGAGAGCCUUCCCUCCGGUCUUCUCUCCGUGGAGGAUCUGGAGAUCUCCCUCAAGACGUUGGGUGCCAAGGCUUCGCUGGACACAGGGGUUUCCUUGUUCGACACCCCACGGGAAGUGCCCUUGAGGGUCGGUUCUCUCGGUGGCCUGGAGAUCAUGUCUGCCCGCUGGCUUCACCAUCGCCCCAAAGACCUGGACGUUGGUGAACCUCAAGGUCAGGCAGGAGACACCGGAAGAAACCCAUCCGUUGCCAAUUGGGUAGGGGAGUAUGGCUCGUUCUUGGCUCACCGGAGACUCAGUCCCUUUGGGGCCGCUGCCAGGGAAGGUCUCCGGGAAGGUGCGCGAAUGGCCGGCAGGGCGAAUGUGGUGGAUUUCAUCGACCCCGUUGGUGGAACGGCAGACGGCUCCUCAAAUUCCUCCCACUGUGGUCCACGGACCGGUGAGGGAGGGGAUCCAAAGCAGGACUCUUGCAUCCAUCCGGCUCGGCCAAACGAUGACCUCUUGGGUCGUAAGGAGAGUGAUCACGCCUUAGACGCCGUACAAGAGGAGGACCUGGGAAAGGAGGACAGACCGAUGGACAAGAAAAGAGAUGGGAUUUGGACGCCGGGCAGCGGCCCCGUGCUGGCGAAAUCGUUUCUGGCUUGGCGGGACCACGUUUUGGAGAAGAAGGCUGCGGCCCGGGGGCUGUACGAGCGCCAGCUGUUGCGCAAGGGGCUGGCUGGCCUGCAGUGGGCGGUGGAGCUGAGGAACCUCAUGGUGGGCAUCGCGCAGAGGAGCCACGCCUUGGCGGUCCUGGCUGCCAGCUUCCGCAGGUGGCAAGACGCCACGGCGGAGCAGCGGGCGGUGCGGCCGCAGGAGGAAAGGGCUCCUGAGCCUGGCCCUCUGGCGCCUUCAGGAAGAGACGGGUUCGGGAAACGCCUCCUUUGGACCCAGCUGUCGAGGGACCACCAGGAGGAAGCCGCCCGAUACAGCAGGGCGGAAGUGGGGAUCUGGAUGCAGUUCCGCCACACGCACGGAGCGGACGAGCUGUGCAGGAAGGUGGAGGCGGUGCGAGACAUGAGGCGGCUGGCUGCAGCUUUCAGACUGUGGUGCCUUCAGAAGGAGCGCCUGGACAGAGUGGAGGCUCGCGCCCGAGAAGCUCACGCCCUCCUGCAGAAAAAAAAGCUGUCCAUCCUGUUUCGGAAGUGGCGUUCCCGCUACCGGGCAAACCGACGGACCUGGCAGGUGGUGGCUCGGAUCCAGAGAGGGCUGAUCUGCCGGUGCUUUGAGGCAUGGAAGCGGUUUGCUGAUCGGGAGGUGGUGAGCAGGCAGGCUCUGGAACGCCUGCGGGUCGGAUCCUUGAGCCUCUGCUUCCACCAGUGGACCCAGAUGGUCCAGAUCCGGGAGAAAGCCAAGCAUCUCCUGGUGGAAUUUAUGGCCGUGAAACGGAGGAAAUCCUAUGAAAAGCUGGGCUUGGCUGCACGUACGACCAUCAUGCAAGCCUGUGUGGAUGUUGAAAAGUGGUCACAAAGGAGCGGAACCAGCCCCUUUGAGGGUCUCCUCUACGCACUGACCCUGCAGAAGGCAUUUCUGAUGUGGAAGGCGCGGUGGUGGGAAUCCCACCUGGCCACCAUUUUCAGCCAAGCCCUGACGAAGCGCCAGCUGAGGGAGGCGCUGGCCUUCUGGUGGUGGAAGACCCUCAGCCUGCAGCCUUUGGGACUCAAGGCCAGCGGCGACCUCACUGAGGACUACCUCCUUGCGUCGCUCGGUUCAGAGGCGUCUUCCCUCUCCUCCGGCUUCCACAGCAGCGUCCCGGCCUUGCCCACCUCCAGGGGCUCUUUGGAAAAGGAAAAUAGUCUGGAGGACAACAGCAAUGGCAGCAUCUCUUCAUCGGCCAUCGGUGAAGACUCUGGGCCUCUCCCCGCUCGCGAAUCACCAGUCCUGAGAUGGUCUCCAGUUCCGGAAAGCCUUCCUGAUGUGGCUGUGGAAUCCCACUCUCAGGCACCUUCUCCUCUACAUCGUCCCCAGGCUGGGGCUUUUGUUUUGGGGUCCGGGGCGUCAUCCCAGGGUGCGGCGCUGCACGAGGCUGCCCUCCAGUUCCAGCAUUCGAGGGAAAGGCAUCUUCUGGCGUCCUGCUUGGGGAGAUGGGAAGCCGCGCUCCGGAGAGCCCGCCAGCGACAACAUCAGGAAGGCCACAUCCAUGGCGGUCCUGUCGGGCCGCACGACGGCGUACGGCGCUGGAGGAAAGCCACGAGGGGUUAUCGGGAGCUGCGGUUCCGCUCCGUCAACCAGGCCGGCAGCUACUGGACCAGGGCAUCGGCUGUCUGGCUCUGCUCCCUGCAACAGAGCAGCCACAUUGGAGCCCGGAAACGGAGGAAACUCUACCUCGGCGGGUCCAGCCGGCGAAGACGGAACGGAGAGGAGGGUCCUCAUCCCGGCUCAGCGGUGCCCCCCAGCGCUUUCCGUGCCUGGCUGGCCGUCUAUAGGCGCCAGAGCAGGAGCCUGGCAGAGCAACGCCCUCAAGAGAGCCCAGAGGUCGCCGGGCAGCUGCCCAGAGGGGACAGGAUCCGAGAGGACCACAAGGAAGCGAUCUCGGCCACGAGCCGGAAGCAGUGGCUCAGGAGAAAAUACUGGAGCCUGUGGAGGUGCAGCAUCCUUCUCCGACACUUCCGGUCCGCCCGGGAGACGCGGCACCUGGUGAAUUCUUGGCUGUGCUGGAAGGAGGCCGCCAGGACCCAGCAGGUGAUCCGAGCCUUGGUGAGACGGAGGCUGGCCGAAUGGAGCUGGAACACCUGGCGGCGACGAUGCCUGCGGAGUUGGGUGGCAGAGCAUUUCCGGGCCACCCACCAGAGGUGCCUGCUCGAAAAGGCCUUUGGAAGGUGGCGUCUGCGCCUUGCGCAAAAAGCCAAGUAA
Pogona vitticeps (central bearded dragon) is the source of this 4607-nucleotide messenger RNA. The record is from RefSeq and is a predicted model, not a curated record. NCBI's taxonomy places the organism in Eukaryota, Metazoa, Chordata, Lepidosauria, Squamata, Agamidae.